AUGAGCAUCGGUAAAUUGAACCUGGUAAAGAGAUUAAAACGGGCAUACCUGCUAAAACUGCUGGUUUCUCAGUACUGUCACACUAUUCUUGCAACAUUGCAGGUUGAUAGGCUUUAUGGCUGGAAAACAUGUCGCAAUGCUCCAAUUCGUAAAGCAAUGUUGCAGCAGUCUAAGGAUGUUCAAAAUGAGUUCAAUAGGAGGCUCGAUCAGAUAUUGAGUAACGAGUCAAGCCAUCAAACUAUUGCACGAGGAGUGAUUUUAGAUACUAGCAAGAAUCAUAUAUCUGUUUCCUUUUCCAAGCUUUUGAAAAUUCUUGGUGAGGCUGCAAAGAAUUUGGCAGCUGUUAACCCUGAAAGAACCAUCUUUGAUGUUAAGAGACUUAUCGGAAGAAAAUUUGAAGAUAAGGAAGUUCAGAGAGACAUGAAGCUUGUUCCUUACAAGAUUGUUAACAAGGAUGGAAAACCAUACAUUCAGGUCAAAAUAAAGGAUGGUGAAACCAAGGUGUUCAGUCCUGAGGAGGUCAGUGCUAUGAUUCUGACUAAGAUGAAGGAAACCGCUGAAGCAUUCCUUGGCAAGACAAUCCGUGAUGCUGUCGUUACUGUCCCAGGUGAAUAA
This is a messenger RNA of Lathyrus sativus (Indian pea), 615 nucleotides long. The record is from the annotation of a GenBank genome assembly. NCBI's taxonomy places the organism in Eukaryota, Viridiplantae, Streptophyta, Magnoliopsida, Fabales, Fabaceae.